GGGAAUACGCGUUCGGCGGACGCGCCGUCGGCGCCCCCGUAUUUGCCGACUCCAUGGCGGUAGACGUGCGGUGCGCUGCAACCGAGAGGAACGGGCGUCGCAUCACGUGUUGGCAUCGCCGUGCUUGCGUUGAUACGGACAGAGAUGGCGGAUAGACGCGCGGUGUCGCUGUUCGUCGCAGACGGCGGGGCGGACAUACAAUGUCUGCGAAGGAGAGGGAGGGGGCCGGUAUCGGAUCCUCGCAACGGCCGUCUCUUCGAGCUACGCGAACCGCAUCUGCCACACCGCCGCAUCGCAGCUGUGAAGCUGAGGAGGACGGCGAGCCAGAUCCCCCCCACGUCUGUCUCGUCGCUGUGCGCGCCCAGGGCCUUCCAGGGAUUUGGCAUCGAUACCCUGCUCCCUACGGUGGGUAGCCAGGCCACUACGAUAUUCGACCAGGGCGCUGCUCCAUCCCGCUUUCCAGCCGCCGCUCGUAUCCGGAAAUGGUGCAUGCACCCGCUGUCCGGCGUGCACUGGCCGUCCCCGUGUCGUCUUCGACCAUGUCCGUGCCACCGCUCCGGCGCACGAGCUGCGCGCCCGUUGCUUGACUCUGCCUUGAGGCGUCAGCGGACCGGGCACGUCGGUCGCGGAGAAAUAAUGUCUGUGCUCGCUUGUUCGUGUAACGGCGCUGUGUCCGCACACGUUUGGGCUGCAGGACGGGGGGAUGAGCGACGGCACACCCGAGGCAUCGACGGACGGACGUACGUUGUGCAAGGCCAUCGACGCGCGAGGUCGAGGUGGGUGAUUGUGGUAAGAUGAGUUAUGAGCGGAUGAGGGGAGGACACGAUGUGAGGGAGGAGGGGCAUCGCAAGAGGGUAUUUAUACGAUCCUCGAGGGCCAGCCCGCCACAUGAAUAAGCGGCGCGCGCCGCAUUGUGGACAACCAUGCC
Molecule: messenger RNA, 928 nt
Organism: Heterobasidion irregulare TC 32-1
Lineage: Eukaryota; Fungi; Basidiomycota; Agaricomycetes; Russulales; Bondarzewiaceae
Exons: 2
Coding region: 145-798 (217 amino acids)
Source: RefSeq, a predicted model, not a curated record